AUGGCGCUGCUGGGCACGCUCCUCUGCUACCUUCUGGUGGUCUGGUCCUAUUGUCCCGGCUUCGGGCUGCCCCUGGCACCUGCCAGCUCCCGGGCCCCUGCUCCGGCCGUGGGACAAUUUUGGCACGUGACCGACUUGCACUUAGACCCUACUUACCACAUCACAGAUGAUCACACAAAAGUGUGCUCUUCAUCCAAAGGUGAAAAUGCCUCCAAUCCUGGCCCUUUUGGAGAUGUCCUGUGUGAUUCUCCAUAUCAACUUAUUUUGUCAGUGUUUGAUUUUAUUAAAAACUCAGGACAAAAAGCAUCUUUCAUGAUAUGGACAGGAGAUAGUCCACCUCAUGUUCCAGUACGAGAACUCUCAACAGACACGGUCAUAAAUGUGAUUGCUAAUAUGACAAUCACUAUCCAGAGUCUCUUUCCAAAUCUCCAGGUCUUCCCUGCAUUGGGGAAUCAUGACUAUUGGCCACAGGAUCAACUGCCGGUAGCCACCAGCAAAGUGUACAAUGCCGUAGCAAAUCUUUGGAAACCAUGGCUAACUGAAGAAGCUGUCAGUACCUUAAGGAUAGGUGGCUUUUAUUCACAAAAAGUUACCAAUAAUCCAAGCCUCCGAGUCAUCAGUCUAAACACAAACUUGUACUACAGCCCAAAUAUUGUGACUUUGAAUGAGACUGACCCAGCAAAUCAGUUUGAAUGGCUAGAAAGCACAUUGAACAGCUCUUGGCAAAAUAAGGAGAAGGUGUACAUCAUAGCACAUGUUCCAGUUGGGUAUCUGCCCUUUGUAAGGAGCACCACGGUGAUGAGAGAGUAUUAUAAUAAGAAAUUGAUCGGUAUUUUUAGAAAAUACAGCGAUGUCAUUGCAGGGCAAUUUUAUGGACACACACACAGAGACAGCAUUAUGGUUCUGUCAAAUGAAAAAGGAAAUCCAAUAAAUUCUCUGUUUGUGGCUCCUGCUGUUACUCCAGUAAAGAGUGUUUUAGAAAAGCAAACCAAUAAUCCUGGUGUCAGAUUAUUUCAGUAUGAUCCUCGUGAUUAUCUAUUAUUGGAUAUGCAGCAGUAUUACCUGAACCUGACAGAGGCUAAUCUGAAGGGAGAAUCCAACUGGACGCUGGAGUACAUCAUGACUCAGGCCUAUGGUAUUGAAGAUUUGCAGCCAAAGAGUUUAUAUGGUUUAGCUAAACAAUUUGCAAUCCUGGACAGUAAGCAGUUCCUAAAAUACUACAAUUACUUCUUUGUGAGUUAUGACAGUGCUGCAGUUUGUGAUGCUAAGUGUAAAGUCUUUCAAAUUUGUGCAAUUAUGAAUCUUGAUCAUAGUUCCUAUAAAGAUUGUCUCAAACAGUUUUACAUACAGCACAUGUACUAA
Molecule: messenger RNA, 1362 nt
Organism: Chrysochloris asiatica (Cape golden mole)
Lineage: Eukaryota; Metazoa; Chordata; Mammalia; Afrosoricida; Chrysochloridae
Gene: SMPDL3A
Product: sphingomyelin phosphodiesterase, acid-like 3A
Exons: 8
Coding region: 1-1362 (453 amino acids)
Biological process (GO): sphingomyelin catabolic process
Molecular function (GO): sphingomyelin phosphodiesterase activity
Source: RefSeq, a predicted model, not a curated record